Molecule: messenger RNA, 349 nt
Organism: Staurois parvus
Lineage: Eukaryota; Metazoa; Chordata; Amphibia; Anura; Ranidae
Source: the annotation of a GenBank genome assembly
AUGCAGACGGCUUCUUUAUACAUUUGUGAAAGAAUGGGUCGCUCUCAGGAGCUCAGUGAAUUCAAAUGUGGUGCCAUGAUAGGUUGCCACCUGUGCAAUAAGUCAAUCCGUGACAUUUCCUUUCUAAUAAAUAUUCCACGGUCAACUGUUAGUGGUAUUAUAACAAAGUGGAAGCAACUGGGAACAACAGCAACUCAGCCACCAAGUGGAAGGCCACAUAAAAUGACAAGUAAAAUGUGCAGAAGUCGCCAACUGUCUGCAGAGUCAAUAGCUAAAGAUCUCUAACCUUGUUCCAGUGAAGGGAACUAUUAAGGUAUCAGCAUACCAAGACAUUUUGGACAAUUUCAUG